AUGCCGACCAAAUCAGAUACUAUCGUCUCCCCCAAAGAGCCUCGGUACGACUUCUUCUUCUACGGGACUUUAUGCGUUCCUGCUGUGCUCGUGAGGGUUCUAGGACACAAAUGCGAUGACCUAACUUUUCAAGACGCACUUCUUCCAAAUUAUACUCGUCAUUGUGUCAAAGAUGAGUCUUAUCCCGCUAUUAUCGAUCGAGAAAACACGAAUACACUUGCAUCUCGAGGAGAUAUCUUGACAUCAGAAGAAGUCAACGUUCGAGGUACACUAGUGAAAGGCCUAACUUACGCCGACGUGAAUGCUUUGGACAUAUACGAAGGCAUUGAAUAUACCAGAGAAAAAGUGGUAAUACAAGCUCUGACUGCUCCAUCUUCUAUCCCUUCCCUCUCAAAGGCCAUAUCAGAUCCUACUUCCCGAGUUGCCUUGGAUAAUCUGGAAGCUGAAAAGACAGUCAAUAAAAUCAGACCAGGUGCAGGUACUCAAUCGACGUUUGGAAUUGCCAAAGAGAAAUUCCUGGACGCCAUAUCUGGUAGCGAUAAGGAAGAUGGAGAGGAUUCUCCUAAAGAGGUUGAAGGUGCUGUAGAUGUUGGUAUUACGGAAGCUUGGACUUAUAUCUGGUCUGAUUCACUGGAUAGGCUAGAGCCUAGUAUUUGGAGCUUUGAAUCGUAUAUGAAAGCCAAAGAAUCGGCUUGGAAAGACCUUCCAGAAGAUUACUUUAGCGAAGUAGAGCGUCAAAGAGCCUUGAAAGAAGAACCAGGAGCAUCUGGCGAGGGCGUUUCUAGUGCAGUAGGAAGCUUCGAUCCUCAUGCCGAUGGAGAAGAAUCAAAGAUCAUCGGUAGGACCGCUAAAGGAUAUCCUGACUUUGGAAGGGAAAUGAGAAAACACUGGGGUUUCAACAAGGAUUACGUCAACCUGAAUCACGGUUCAUAUGGUUCACCACCAAAAGUCGUGAUCGAAAAAAUGCGAACUCUUUCGGAUCAGAUCGAACAGAAUCCUGAUCUGUUCAUGAGACGAUCAUGGUUACCUAAACUUAAUAAAGUUCGACAAGAAGUAUCUGAAAUGAUUGGCGCUAGACUAGAAGAAGUGGUCAUGGUACCUAAUACAACUCAUGGUGUGAAUACUAUCUUGGCUAAUCUCGAGUGGGCGGAAGGGGACAUUAUCCUCAUUUAUUCAACAACUUAUGGUGCAGUUGGUCAAAUGGUCAAAUGUGUAUGCGACAGAAAUCCUCAGAUCAGAUUAGAAGUCAUCAACGAUAUCUUCCCUUGUACACACCAAGAGAUUCUCGACAAAACGAAUCAAGUUUUGGGUAAAUACAAUCAAAUUGCUAGACCAAACUAUACCGGUCAAAGUAAAGCCACUGGUAUUUCUGCGAACGAGAGAGUUAGAGCCGUGAUAGUGGAUGCUAUAGCUAGUAACCCGGGUGUUGUUUACCCCUGGGAGGAGAUCGUCCGAACCUGUAAAAAGUACGGUGCGAUGAGUAUAGUGGAUGCUGCACAUGCUAUCGGUCAAGUCGAGGUGGACCUCAAAAAGGCAGAUUGUGAUUUCUGGGUUUCUAAUUGUCACAAGUGGCUUCAUAGUCAUCGUGGUGGAGCAGUUCUCUAUGUCCCCAUUAGGAAUCAAUAUAUGAUGAGAUCUACUUUCCCUACUUCGGCAGGGUAUGAGUCCUCUAGGUAUCCUACAGAGGGAAUGAGUAGACCGUGGAGUUUCGUCGAGCAGUUUCAAUGGACAGGGACGACUGAUUGGACACCAUUGAUGUCUAUCACCGAUGCAUUGGAGUUCCGUCGGUCGAUCGGUGGUGAGAAGAGGAUUAUGCAAUAUUGUCAUACCCUUGCCAUACAAGGCGGAAAGAGACUCCGCAAGAGAUGGGGUACGGAGAUUAUGGAAAAUUCCAAAGGAGAAUUAACAGCUGCCAUGGUAAAUGUCCAACUGCCUCAUGUUCCCGAUCCAAAAGACUUGGAAGAUCAAUUCAAACAAUUGAGAUACAUGGAAGAUAAGUGCUUUGCGAAUAACACUUUCGCAGCUGCCUUUAGACACGGUGGUAAGUGGUGGGCUAGAUUUUCAGCCCAAGUAUGGAAUGAUCUGGGAGAUUUCGAUUAUGCAGCGGAUGUAUUGGAGAAGAUAUGCCUGGAAGUCAAACAAGGGAAAUAUCUUGACAAACCACUCGAUAGCGAUAUAGUAGAAGAAGAAUCUAGAGAAUUGCCUGCUGAAGCUUCGUGA
Molecule: messenger RNA, 2220 nt
Organism: Kwoniella shivajii
Lineage: Eukaryota; Fungi; Basidiomycota; Tremellomycetes; Tremellales; Cryptococcaceae
Exons: 18
Coding region: 1-2220 (739 amino acids)
Source: RefSeq, a predicted model, not a curated record